AGCACUAAAGCACAUGCUAGUGUUUGGGCUGUUUGCGUUGCUGCUGUCAGCCCUCGCUGCCAAUCCCAUUCUGGGUCAGUGAGUUUGUGUGGCUGCGCGCUGCCCCUUCUCGCUCAGACUCUGAGAUUCCCGACGUGACUCGCACUAUAUUGCGAACACCGGACCGACCACCAGACAACAUGGCCUCUGGCGUCACAGUCAGUGAUGAAGUCAUUAAGGUUUUCAAUGAAAUGAAAGUAAGAAAAUCUUCAACAUCAGACGAAGUCAAAAGGAGAAAGAAAGCUGUGUUGUUCUGCCUCAGUGAUGACAAGAAAAAAAUUAUUGUUGAGGCAGGGAAGGAAAUCUUGGUGGGUGACGUCGGUGAAUCUGUGGAUGACCCUUAUGCUUCCUUUGUGAAGUUGUUGCCUCUGAAUGACUGCCGAUAUGGCUUGUAUGAUGCCACUUAUGAGACAAAAGAAUCCAAGAAAGAAGAUUUGGUAUUUAUAUUCUGGGCCCCUGAAGGUGCCCCGCUAAAAAGCAAGAUGAUCUAUGCUAGCUCAAAAGAUGCCAUCAAAAAGAAGUUUACAGGUAUUAAACACGAGUGGCAAGUUAACGGUUUAGAUGACAUUCAGGAUCGUUCUACUCUUGCAGAUAAAUUAGGAGGAAACGUGGUAGUUUCACUUGAAGGAAGACCCUUGUAAACUGACAGACACGUGCCAUCUGGAUCCAAGGAGCUUCCUUUUUUUGCAGCAUUGUUAAUAUCAUUUGGUCCUAUUGGAAUAAUUCUUUAGUUGUUGGGGUUUUUUUUGUGUGUUGGUCGUCUGUCCCGUACCCCCUCUACAUGAAGGAAAUCUCAGUAACUACCAGUCAUUACAAUUUAGACUGUUAUUAUUGAUAGUUUUAUAAUUGUAGAAAAUGUGGCAAUUUAUAUUGGCUAGCUUAAAACACUUGAGUAAGUUUUUUUUUAAUGCAUUGAGAGUCUUUUCAUUUGCUCAGAAGGUAGCUAUUUUUCACUAUUGACUGUUGCACUUGGAUUUUUGAUGAGGUUCACAUGCAUUCAUAAAACUCCCCUGCCUCAGUAGCCUGGGUUUGUGAAAUGGUAGCUCAUAUUUUACACUAUGCAUCAAAGGCACUUUUUUGUAAAAUUAUAUUUUAUUUAGCCACCUCACAAAGGAAUGCCAAUUGAGUUUCUGCAUUUGUCAUCUAGGGAUUUUAUUACCUCAGUUUUUAUUCCUGUUAUGCAUAUUUAAAAAAAAAAAAAAAAAAGCUAUUCUGUUGCCUUUUUUGUUAUAUGUACACUACUGAAUAAGAAGGGUGGGGUCAAAGUUUACUGUGAUUUUUGCAGCACGGAGGACAUAUAAAAUAGUAACAAUGGCAAUUUAUGUAUAAAUAGAGCCUUAAGUGGAACAUUGUUUUUGAGAUCAGAAAAGUGGCCACUUUGCAAUAAACCUUGAGGCUGAUAACAGGAA
Molecule: messenger RNA, 1448 nt
Organism: Polyodon spathula (Mississippi paddlefish)
Lineage: Eukaryota; Metazoa; Chordata; Actinopteri; Acipenseriformes; Polyodontidae
Product: cofilin-2
Exons: 4
Coding region: 180-680 (166 amino acids)
Biological process (GO): actin filament fragmentation; actin filament severing; cell motility
Cellular component (GO): cytoplasm; actin cortical patch; actin cytoskeleton
Molecular function (GO): actin filament binding
Source: RefSeq, a predicted model, not a curated record